UACCACACAUUCUGAUGGCACACAAGGUGAGAGACCAUAUCUGUGUGCAGAGGAAAAAGGAAACAUAAACUCAUUUUUUUUUAUAUUUUGAUCAUUUAUGAGUGUCACAGUUGGCCUAAUAAUAUUCAAAUUACAAUGAAAAGUCCAUGACUGGGAAGUUAACAUUUAUUGCCACAAAAAUAACUCAAUUGAUUCUCCAGGGUAAAGCAGGUUCCUCUUCUGCAGAGACCAAUAUGUCUACAAAUUCCAUAAUGCAGUACAUUAUGCACACACAUGAUAUGUAUGAUGAGCUCUGUGAAAGCAACCUCCGUGAAAGAGAAAAAACUCUGUCAGUAGAGACCCAGGCCAAACUCAAAGAGCUGGCUGGCCUGAAAAAACAAUAUGAACUGAGUGGAGAGAGACAUAAAGCGUCACUCGUCCAAAAGGAGGCUGAUGAACUAAAGGACAAAUGCAAGUGGGAGCAGGAUGACAUUGAGAUGUGUUUAGGGGGUCUUCAGAUGUCCAGGAACAAAAGGAAGAUUAUUCUUCAGUGGAAGACUGGAGGCGAGGACAUCAACAGAUCUCCCAACCCCUUUAUUGUCAAAAACUCAACUGCUGAGCAUGUCUUUAAUCUUACAUGGGAAACCCUUCAGAAGGUUUAUCCAAAGCCAGAAUUGCAGGCAGCUCAAAGUCAGACAGGAUCUAACAGAUGCAAGGACAAAAUCAUUAAGCAAGUCUUAAGGCAGUGUGGACUGCAAAAGAUUAAGAAGCGAAAUCAAAACAUUCAGGAACGUUUAGAAGAUGAACAACAUUAUUUUUCUCUGAGGGUGGCUGAGGAGGUCUUUCAGAACUUGAUGAGGAAAUCGGAGGAGACACUGAACAAGUUAAGAUGUUUAAGGAUCAGCCAAUAAGUCAAUAAACCUAUUGACUUA
Alosa sapidissima (American shad) is the source of this 911-nucleotide messenger RNA. RefSeq lists its product as uncharacterized. The record is from RefSeq and is a predicted model, not a curated record. NCBI's taxonomy places the organism in Eukaryota, Metazoa, Chordata, Actinopteri, Clupeiformes, Clupeidae. The coding region runs from base 147 to 890 and encodes 247 amino acids. The transcript is spliced from 5 exons.